Molecule: messenger RNA, 3083 nt
Organism: Coregonus sp. 'balchen'
Lineage: Eukaryota; Metazoa; Chordata; Actinopteri; Salmoniformes; Salmonidae
Source: the annotation of a GenBank genome assembly
GCGAAGUUUUGUUUCAGGGUCCGCUUAAACAGUCCGUAAUUUGGACCAGUUUGACAAGCCACUGACACUGGAAGCGUUUGUUUUGACUUCCCUAGACUCUCUACACCGCGGUCCUACGAAGGCUCAAAUUGUAACGUUAUAAAGAAUAGAAACAUGAGCUUUCUAUUGUGAGUAUUCGUCUCCCACUUAUUAUUUUGGUUUGUUCAAUGUGCCUGCCUUUUCAAGCUAAUGCGUUAACAUUUUCACGGCUGGCUAUGUUAACGUUAUAUGCUAGCACAUAUAGCUAGGCUAAGUUUAGCUACAACAUGGCAAGGCUAGCUAGCUGAGUGUAUGUGGAGUGUACAGUAAUGUUAGUUAUCUAGCUAGCUAGUUGGUUGGAUAGCUAGCUAGCUAGCUAGGUAGGUAACGUUAACUAACUUAGCUAGGUCUGUAGCCGAACGCUGCAUUGUAAAUGCCACGAUUUCUAACUAGUCAAGCUAGAUAGCUAACGUUAUAACAAAUAGCUAGCUAUUAUUAUCUAUUGCUAGCAAGUUGGCUAAAUACGCUAUGACUGUCUCUCUCUAAAGAAUUAGCAAGUAUGUGGCAUCAUCACGGUAGCCAGCGAACUACAUGCAGUACAUGAAAGCAAAUGGGCCUUAGUUGUUAGCUAGCUAAGCAGCGUAUCUAGUUAGCUAUGACUGAAAAAAGAAGACGUUUUACAAUUAGUGCUUUUUCUUCUCCGUUGACAUAACAUUGUCAAACACUGGCGUUUCAUUCUUAGCCAAAUUGCUAACGUUACUAGCUGACCAUCAAAGAGAGUACUUUGGCCGUUGCUAUUUAUUGAGGGUGUGUGAGGUCAUCUUUUGUUGAUAUUGUUGAAAAUUAUGAUAUGCUCUUUUCUAUUCCAUAGCUAUUUAUUUAUAUUAAAGAAAUGAGUAACGUUAGCCUACUGUAUCACUCCCUACUUCACUUCCCUAAUCUCCCUGACUGACAAACACACACACACAAAUAGCUAACAAAAUGGCUACAUGGACUAUUUUACACACCAACACACAUACAAACACUCACUCCAUCAUUUGCUCACACACACAUAAUAUGCACAUACAUUUAUACUGACUGACUCUACACACAUGCUGCUGCUACUCUGUUUAUCAUAUCCUGAUGCCUAGUCACCUUACCCCUACACAUAUCUACCUCUAUCAAUUCAGUAUCCCUGCACAUUGUAAAUAUGGUAUUGGAACUGACCCUGUAUAUAGUAUGCUUACUUACUAUAUCGUGUUCAUAUUUUUAUAUCUUGUGUGUUUUUGUUCUACCUUAUGUUAUUUUUAGUAUUACAUUGUUAUUGAUUACUGCAUUGUUGGGGUUAGAGCUUGCAAGAAAGGCAUUUCACUGUACUUGUGUGCAUGUGACAUUAUAACUUGAAACACACACACACUUGAUCCAUUUCAUUGUCUUUCCAUUUGAAUUUCUCCCACAGUGGCAAUCGGUCGUCCAAGACCUUCAAGCCCAAGAAGAACAUCCCGGAGGGAUCUCACCAGUAUGAGCUGCUGAAACAUGCCGAGGCGACACUGGGCAGUGGGAACUUACGCAUGGCUGUCAUGCUACCCGAUGGGGAAGACUUGAACGAGUGGGUGGCAGUCAACAGUAAGGAACACGUCCACUUCUCUAUCCCCUUAACACCACUAACAUAGUGUCAACUCUUGAUUGUGUCAUAGUGUCUACACAGUUUCAAUAGCAGUCUGCAAGGCUGAGUUAAUUUCCAAUGAAGAAUUGGGCCUAGGAUCUGGGCAGGAUUUUAACACAAACUCCAGACCAAAAAACUACUUUGAAUGUUAAACAGAGAUGAUUGUCCACCCGUCGGUGCUGUCUUUGCUGUCUCCACCAAGACGGAUGACUCGUCCAGUGUAUGUCUCACUUCCUCUGGCACACACACACACACUAAUGACCUAACCCAGUCACGCAGUGGACGGACUGUCUGGGUUUCUGCUGUGAGAUUAGCAAAUAGAGAACCAGGCUACGCUAACAUCACUAAGCCAGAGCUGUCUGUGAAAAAGGACGUCCAAGUUGUUAUUCCUCAUGUCUCAGUAUAGUAGGGGAUGAUGGUUUGACAGGUGGAACUUUCAGAGCUUUGCUCUUCUACUGACUUCAGUGUGUAUACAGUAGUAGGUCAUGUGUGUUUUGAGAGAGGGAUGCAUUGGCGUCUCAAGCUAAUCAGGGGCCUUGAGCAAGAUUGAAUUUGCUGUAGUCUGCGUAUCAGGAGAGGCAACUCUGGAGGGCUGAAUGAUUGUGUGAGAGUGCUUUUGUGUUCCCUAUGUCUGCCAACACACUAAUUAGAUCUGAGAUCACACACUAACUUUUAUUUUCUUGUAUAUGAAUGUUGUCUGGAGGAUAUAAAUGCUCUGGAGCUCAGCUCACAUGCCCCUCAUGAUGCCACAUGUCCUUGUUAUUUAUUUAUGUCCACAGCUGUAGAUUUCUUCAACCAGAUCAACAUGCUCUAUGGCACCAUAACAGACUUCUGCACUGAAGAGAGCUGUUCUGUCAUGUCUGCUGGGCCUAAGUAAGUGUGGGUGUGUGGACUUGCUUGCAUUAUGUCAUAAUGAUAAAUUGCCAUUCAUGUAACUCUUUUUGUAUAGAUAUGAGUAUCAUUGGGCAGAUGGAACCAACAUCAAGAAGCCGAUCAAAUGCUCAGCUCCCAAGUACAUUGAUUACCUAAUGACCUGGGUGCAGGACCAGCUCGAUGACGAGACACUCUUUCCGUCUAAGAUAGGUAUGAGUUCAUGUCCGUCAUGUUUUGCCAUAACCAUGUAUUUUUACAUUGCAUUUCCAGUGAAGUGACACCAUCAUUUAUCUUUAGUUGUUUUAUACCCUGUUAAAUCUAUAUACUUUGUACCUUCUUUGCCCACAAGGUGUCCCGUUCAGGCGUAACUUUAUGUCUGUGGCCAAGACCAUCCUGAAACGCCUGUUCAGGGUCUACGCCCACAUCUACCACCAACACUUUGACUCUGUGAUGCAGCUGCAGGAGGAGGCCCACCUCAACACCUCCUUCAAACACUUCAUCUUCUUCGUUCAGGUACUGGACCGGAGCCCACUAUCAAUGUAGCCUG